AGAGAGAGAGAGAGACGAUGAGAGCAGGGGUUGGGGGGAGAAGAGCGACAGAAGGAGAGAGAGAGUCAAGCAGGCUCCGCACUGGGUGUGGAGGCUUGAUCUCAUGGCCCCACGACCGUGACCUGAGCCGAAAUCAAGAGUCAGACGCUUAACCAACUGAGCCACCCAGGCAUCUCGGUGGCUUUUUCUUUUUCUUUUUCUUUUUUUAAGAGAGAGAGGGAGGGGCAGAGAGAGAGGAAGACAGAGGAUCUGAAGCAGGGUUGGUGCUGACAGCAGAGGACCGACACGGGGCUCGAACUCAUGAAUUGUGAGUUCCACCUGAGUGGAAGUUGGAUGCUCACCUGACUGAGCCAUGAUCAUUGACUGGCAAGAGUGGAAUAUCAGGCCCCCGGAAGCACGCCGACCUGCCCACGUUCUUUGGUGUCCUAGCAACCAGAAGCUCUCACCUGAGCUCCGGCCAGCACAGAGGCCAUUUUCUCUCUGACCACCAUGACCUGCAGCCUCCCUGGGCCUCUGAGGACCUGUCUGCACAGCUCGUGUGUCCCCUGAAAGCCACCACUUGUCCCCGUGGACACCCAGAAGCCCAGCCCAGCCUCCCCUCCUUGCAGAAUGAGCUUCUCACUCACAUUCUCUGAGCUGGUCAACAUCGCCAUCCCGCAGUGCGGGGUGGUGAACUUCAAGGCCCUGCACCUCCUGCUCCAGGGCAUCCUGGAGCACAUCCACCUGGCUGAGCUCAAGAAGGUCCUCUCGGGAGACGAGGACUUUCUCCAAACCCCGCUGGCCGCAUUCAUGCCCCGGGAAGCAGACGCCCAGCCCUUCCUGCACCCCAUGAAGAGGCUCAGCAACGUCUUUGACCACGUGGUGAGCCGCAUCGACAAGAUGGAGAGCCAGCUGGCCAUGCUGCAGGACCUGCCAUCCACUUCCCAGCUGCUGGAGGGCAGCCGGGGCAAGGGCCAGCCCGCCCAGGAUCUGUGGCACCUGAUAAAGCUCCGGAAGAUGGUGGAAAGCAAUGAAGAAGCCAUCGCAAAGUCCAUGAAGAUUCUGCAGGAUUUGCUCACUGACAUUUAUGCACUCAAGGUCUCCACUGAAACUCUCAGAAAGGAUAUGGACAAACUGAAGGACAUACUUGAAAAGAUGCACCCAGAAAGAAUGGAUACUUUCUUGGAGGAUCUGAGAGGACAGACCCAGAAGAUAAGUGUGCUGCAGCGGAAAGUGGUUUCUCUCCAGAGCAAGAUCCUCACCAUUCCCAAAGCUGAGGACAUGGUGCUCUGGAGCAGCCUCCAUGAAGCCAUGUUCAGCCCCGGAACUUUAACACAAGGAACCAGUUCAGUACGGUUUGAUGAUUCAGAGCUGUUGCAGAUUGUGGAUCAGCCCCCAAAGACAGAUCAUCCCCAGACCACGGAGUACCCUGAAGCUGUUCGUCGUGUCCCGGUCUCAGGGGUCACCGAGCGCUCCAGGUUACCGGAGUCUGCCUGGCAUUACGAAAUCCUGGAGGAGCUACAGGAGGAGGAAUCUGCCCAAGCUGUUCUACUCGCCGGGGCCCAGAGGCCGGGGCAGCCUCAAGUGCCUGAGCCUGGGUCUGCGCCCGAGCCUGAGCCUGGGCCCGAGCCUGGGUCUGCGCCCGAGCCUGAGCCUGGGCCCGAGCCUGGGUCUGCGCGCGAGCCUGAGCCUGGGCCCGAGCCUGGGUCUGCGCGCGAACCUGGGCCUGGGCCCACGCGGAGGCCACAGCCUAAGCCCACUCCUGCACCAGGGCCUGUGGUGGGGCCUAGUCUGACACCUGGAUUCCUACUAGCACCUGGGCCUGCCCUCAGACCUGGGGCCGCCCUUGCCCCUGAGGCUGUCUCUGGGCCUGCACCUGCCCCAGGGUUUCAGCCCACACCACCAGCAGGCUGGCGUCUUCCCAGAGGCUGGUCCAGAGCUAGCAGUUGGCCUUCCGGGGUCUCGGGCUCCUUGCAGCUUGGCCCAGACCCAUCAGGCCUCCUGCCUGCACAGUCCCAGGGAUUCAGGGCCCCCCCACCAGCCACGGAGUUUGGCUCCGCUUGGCCCUGUCCACUGUGGUCACAGUCCAGCCAUGCACAGGUACAUCUGCUGCCGGCUGUCUCAGAAAAUCAAGAAGAAUAUUUAUCCCACGACAUGCCAGCUCCUCAGGCCAGGACCCCCAGGGCUGAGGACCCCAAAGCAGCACCCCCCAAGGCUCCCCCAUCUGCCCUUCAGCGGUUGAAGACCACCGCCACCAUUGCGGCUGCCGCCGCCGCCUCCUACGCAAAGGCCGCCACAUUGGCAGCCCAGCAAGCUGAGGCCGCCACCAAGGCCAUCAAAAAUGCCCCGGCCACCAAGUUGGCCACCAUAGCAACAUCUGUGGCUGCAUCUGGGCCCCUAGAGGUUUUCGCAGACAUCCUGGGCGCGGGAUCUUCCCGUGGGGCCUUGGCCUCUGUGUCCUUGGCUGAGGACACCAAGGCAGAAGACUUGCAUGGGUACAGCGAAGACUUCCAUCCCCCAUACUCUGCUGCCAGCAUCUCCCCUGGUAGGGCCUUGUCCCAGGCCAUGCUGGCUGCCCAGAAUGCCGUGACCACCGAGGACAAGAAGGAGGCUGUCAGGUACUCCAUGGGCCACAUAGCCCAGAUGCCCAUUAGACACGACUCCCUGAAAGAAGAUUUUGUACAGCUGUUGUCCAGCCUUCAGCAGCGCUUGACUUAUCUAGCUAAUCUGGGAGCCUCUUCUAAGCUCGGCACGACAGUGGACGUACUGCAGGAAAAGAUUGGGAACCUCCAGAGAUCCAGGAUGAAGGAGGAGGAACUUGAAAGAAUUUGGGGCCACCAAAUAGAGAUAAUAAAGGAUCACCACCUCGUGCUGGACAGGGCAGUGGAAAAGCUCCAGACUCGCCUGGGUGACUUGAAGAUUGUCCAUGCUCAAAUUAAAAACCUCGAAAUGCACAAGGUGGACAAAAGUGUGAUGGAGCAGGAGCUGAAAGAGAAAGCCGACAGGAGCACCCUGGCAGGCAAGGCGAGCCGAGCUGACCUGGAGACGGUGGCGAUGGAGCUGAAUGAGAUGAUUCAGAGCAUGCUCUUCCGGGUCGUGACCCACGAGAAUGACUGGAAGAAGACUGCGGAAAAGCUGAGCAAGGACCUGAGCACCAAGCUGGCCCAUAGUGAUUUGGAUGACCUGAAGAAAGACGUGGAUGAGGUCUGGAAAAUAGUCAGGAAGCUGCUGAUUGAAGGCCUCCGGUUUGACCCUGACAGUGCUGCUGGCUUUAGGAAGAAACUGUUUGAGCGGGUGAAAUGCAUCUCCUGCGACCGGCCCAUGGAGAUGAUGACCGGCCCGCAACUCAUCACCAUCCGCAAAGCCCACCUCCUCUCGCGGCUGCGCCCCGCCAGUGCCAACAGCUAUGAGUACCUGCAGCGGCAACGGAUGAGGGAACACCAGCAGCUACAGCAGCUUCAGGAUCUUGAAGACCAGGACAGGAGUCUGGAUGCGCUGGGACCCCAACAGGACUGGGGCGACGGCCCCGGCAAUGAUGCUAACCUCAAGUUCAAGUCCUAUGACUUGUCAACAUUCUACCCCUACGGGGACCCUGAGGUGUUGGACUAUGACACAGCCGAGGUGGACAUUCUGGGAGUGGACGGGAUCCUGUACAAGGGCCGAAUGAUCAACCAGGAUGGGGCACGGCCUUCGACGGGCGUGGAGAAGGAGCUGGCAGCUGUGAAGGUUCCGCAUCCCCCAACUCGAAGCCUGUAUGAUCGUGAACGCCCGAGUGCCUUGUUUGGUGCCAUCUACCCCUGCCUGCACCCCCGCAAGAGUGUGUGCUCAGCCACCUCGGGCUCCCAGCCUCCGAUGCCAGCUCGGCCUCCAUCACUGCCGCCCCUGCCCCUGCUGCCACCACUGAUGCCAUCCCAGGGGGACCCCCAGCAGGUCCCGCGGCCUGCCCGGCACACACGACCUCUGCGCCUCGAGUCCCGAGCCAGCAUGCAGCCUGCCAACCCGACUGUGUCUAAAUGAGGCCAAGCUUUUCCUGACCCGGGUGACUUACCUGUCCCAGACACCUUGGGGGGCACCGGCUGGUGCAGUCCUGGACCCUGCACCCACCCCCGUAUCACAGAUGAGUAUUUUUGGCACGUUCUCCCCAUAAUAAAAUCUUUCACUUUUUUGACCGUGGAUGAGGGUGACUGGCCUGGCACCCCCUGCAGAGGGGGCCUUGUCUGCCCCACGUGGGUGGGUGGACCUGCUGGUCCCUACUCAGGCCCCCACCCCAAGGUCAACCUCCCAGAGCCGCUGGCCAGAACCACCCUGGCUGAGUCCCAGCAGAGAAUCAACAGCAAAGCUUCUUGCCUCUGCCACAUUUCCCACCACGGCAAAGUGUCCUGAGCCUGCCCUAGCCCUGUGUUCUGGGAAGAUCGGAGGUCUGGGGGCAGGGGUAGUGAUGUGAUUGGCCCAGGUUUGCUCAGGGAGGCCUCAGCUCUCCAGCGCCCGGCCAGGAGCUGUCCUCUUUGGGUGUUGCUCACAGGUAUGAGGUCCCCAACUUCCAUCACCUCCCACGUCAGGAAAGAGAGGUGCAGCCCGGACUCCGGCAAAGCGUCCCAUGCCAGGCUUGUCCCCUGCAGCCCUGACCCUCAGGCACCCACACAGGCAGGAUUCUCAGACCCUCCUCUCCAUCCCCGCUGGCCCCCGCAAAGCUGUCUUCCCAGCCAUUUCUCAGAUUUACAGAGGGAAUCGUGCCUGAGUUGGUUCCUGUAGCUCAGGCAUUUGAGGAGUGAGGCCCAAGGAGGUCACUGUGUAACCAUUUGCCCCCGACAGGCUCCUUGGUGUUUUGGAAGGUGGGGAUACCCAACAGCAGCCAGCCGGGAGCGAUGCCAGAGGAUGACAGUCCUGUCCCCCAUAGGGGUUGUGGGGGAACAAGCCAGCUUUUGGUCUGGUCCCAGAUGGGAGCUGCAGGCAGAAUCCUUGCCCCUCCCCUCUUCCAACCCCAGAGGGUGGGGCCUGCAGGGAACUGGGAGGGAGGUGCUCAGGAAGUAGCCACCCCAGGCCAGCUGGGAAAGGUGCCUGGGGAGCAGACAGAACCAAGAUGGGGUCAGCAGAGUGGGAAUCUCAGGAGGUCCUGGGUUUAGCCUCCUCCUCUGCCAGGGGGACAUGGUUCCUGGCCUGGGAUGCAGCGGCCGUGCCGGGCUGGACCAGGAGGAAGGGAACCAACCGUGCCAGUCAUGCGGGCUGGCCUGGUGUGGGGCUGCAAAAUGAGUUGGGCAGGAGGGGGAGAGAGAGGCCUCUUGCCAAGCGGAGGGUCCUGCUUUGAGGGGCUGCUGGAAAGGAGAUGCUGACUGACGACCACCCUGCACCCCCAACACGGCCCACAGCCCACCGCUGCAGGUGAAAGGGUCACUGAACAUUUCUACCUUCCAAAGACGACGAACUCCAUAACUCUAAGGUAUAAACAAACAACCAACGAGAGCCGGUUCCCAAGGCAAGUCGCCAACAGCGGAGAGCUGAGGUGCUGGAAGGGCGGGCCUUCUGUGCAGGGACCUCCUCCACUAAAAUCAGCGCACACUGGUGUCCCUGGCUUGACCCCCGACUCGCUGCGGUUCUAGGGGCUGUAGGCAGAGAACCACCAAACCAACACACAACCGCCAGAGAAAGGCUUCUUUUCGCAGUCCCCCUCAUCUUGCUCGUGGCUUCCCCAGGAUCCACAGAAAACGACCCCACCAACAUGUGCAGCUCUUAUCCCCCAGAAGAGGAGAAACGGCCCCCGAGAGCAGAGCAGAUCGCUGCAAUCGGGUUCCCAGCACCUCGUGCUAUGCCCCCGACACGCCCUCGGCCAGCCUGGGAGUGGGUCUGAGAGGACCCAGCGCCCCCCUCCCCUAAAGGAGCUGAGUUCUCCUAAGGCUCCUAUGAAACACAUAUCGCCAAAACAUAAGCUGUGGCUAAGCAACCAGAGACCUUCCCAAAGGCAGGAAUUGCAAAGAACCUCGCAUCAAGAGAUCUCCUUUUGUCCGGCACAGGCGGCCUCCCCAGCACUGGCCCUGGGAAGUAACCAGCCUCAAAGCACUCAUCUGUCCUCAGAGGAGUCCUGACGUAAAAGCCCCUCAGAGACCUCCAGGGCUGUGGCAGCCCUGCCCACUGCCGGGCUCGGGGGCCGGCCUUGGGGACAGCAUGCUUUCCUGCGGCCGGCCACAACGUGUUCUUAGAGAACCCCGGGAAGACCCCGGGAACAUCCCUUUCAUCCGAGAGAAUCCGAAGAACAAGCCCCUUUUUUCAGCUGUCUCAAGGAGGAGCCCUGCCUGCCCACAGAAAGCGUUUUAGCGUCUCCAUCUACCAGGUGCCCCCCUCCGUCCCCACGGAGCAGGGCUUUUACUUCUGAAGCUCUUCCUGGUGAAAAACAAGAUCCCCUCCAGAUCCCGAUUUGGAGACAGGAACUGGACACACGUCUGUGGCCAGUGGAGGGGGCUGACUGAUGACAGGCAGGCUGGUUGGGUCCCCCCUCUGAUGGUCAGCUUCAGCCCGUUGUGACCUCGCGGGAACCCGGGCCAGCUGUUUAUUUCCAAGAUCGGCCAGAAGUGAGACUUUUUGUGCAGACUCCAGUGAUUAAAUGUCGGCAGGCCAUCCUGAGAGAGAUGGAGCAUCGUUUGAGCCAAGCUGCACGUGUCAGGGGACUAUGGGUUUGCAAAGCCCCAAAUUAGCAUGCCCAGGUGCUUUAACGGCAGACCGGAAAGAUGCACCCACUGCUCAUCACCUGGAGAGGCUAGACCAUCCCACGUGCUGCCACGUCCACUCUUUAGGAAUGAGAUACUCGGAGCUCAAAUUGUCCUUUCAAGCAACUUCAAGGAUGCAGACAGGGUUUUUUAGAGCAGAACUUUGGAAACAGUCAUUUGAGCUCAAGUCUGGCAGGCAGGUAGGGGGUGACCAUGCCCAGAAGACGCUGGGCUUUUAGGUGACAAGGCCAGGUCCAAGGAGGUGCCAAGGUGGACAGCCAAGGAUGGCUGUGUCUGUUCCCUUCCACUCACGCACCCAGUACCUUUGCUUUUCAGCCAACUUACACUUUGAACAUGUUAAUAGACGGUUACGGACUCGUUUGACUUUGCUUCUGAGCUUCCAGGCUUGGGAAAGUUGAAGAAGGUUCCAGGUUCUCUGUUCCCACCUCUGGCUUCCCUUUGAGUUUGGCCCACUUUUACAGCCUUUCCCUUGCCCGGGGGGAUGUUCAGACCAGGGGAUCCUGACACACCUGGCAGGGCCUCUACAUUGCUGGAAAGUACUAGAGCCCCCGGCCCUAGCUCCAACCCUGCUCUCUGCCCCCUCCUGUCCAGGUACCCACCUUGGCUGAGGCACUUAGGGAGAAUCAAAUUCCUGGGCUCUCCUCCAGAACAGUUGUCUCAAGCACCCAGGGGACCUUCAUGCCCCACAAACUUGGGGGUCACAAGGCUGGUGGCUCCCAGUUGCUGGGGGGGGGAGGGUGCGCUGAGGCUCCGCAUCCCAAUCACCUGAGAGCUGUUUUAUUAACAGCUGUGACGCUCUGUUAAGUUCACCCUUUCAACAUGUACAAUUAAGUAAUUUUUAUUCCCAAGCCGAUCAACCAAUAGCCUGGGGAACGUUUAAAAUUAUACCGUCGAGCCUUCCCCCCCCCGAGACUCUGAUGCCGUGGGGUCUGGGAGUCUAUGGUUUGUCUUUUUACGGAGCUCCCAGGAGGCUCUACUGUGCAGCCAACCAUGGGAACCACAGGUCUAGGAGACAUUCUGCCAUGUCUACAGACGUUUUUGGUUGUCACAAUUGGGAGAUGCUGCUGGCGUCUAGCGGGUAGAGGCCAAAAUGCUGGUCAAUAUCCCACAGGGCACAAGACACCCCCAGCAGACAGUGAGCCAGCCCCAAAUGUCCACAGUGCCCAGGUUGGAAAGCCAUGCCCUACAGGAACUCCCAGUCCUUUCUGGCCUGAGGUGACCACCUGCGACCUCCAGGCACAGCCCAUGGCAGUCCCCCAGGAACAGAAAAAUGCACCUCACCUCCAAGAGAUCAGCACUGAGUAGAGAUGUCGUGGAGGAACAUUUCUCAACGUGGAGCUCGAGGUCCUGCACCUCUAACAAGCUCCCAGGUGGUGCUGCUGGUCUGGGGACCAGACUGUGUAGCCGCCCAGGGUAGAGCCUCCUGUGUCUCCAGGAGUGCAAAUUCUAGAUGGAGCCCUGGCUCUCUGGUGCCUCUGACACAGUCAUCAUUCCCUGGGGCAGCCCAGGCGCACUCACCCCUCCGCAGCAGGUAACCCAUAAACACAUACUUGUCUCUGCAUUUCUCCCACCACUUGAGGGAGGUGUGGCAGUUAUGAGAAUUUUCCCUCAUCAAAAAGAACGGAGCAGCAGCGGUAGCGAAGAUUCAGGAGGGCCCAAGAUGUCCUCACUCUUAUCCAUCCCGCCCCUCCCUACCCUCCCCACACGCACCCCAGAAACAGCUGUGCCCCCGCCUCUGGACUUCAAGAGGAAGGCCCUUAGAAGGGUGGGUUUCAAGAUGAGGACACAACUCCAAGACCUAAGCAACAGCUUGGGCGGGGGCCCAGUGGUCAGUCUUCAGUGACACCCAGAGGGUACAGUCAACCAGGAGCCUGUCCAGGGUCCAGCAGGGUGGCGACAAAGCUGGGGAGGCCAGGGAGCAGCAGUGGCGACACCAGCACAGGAGCAUCCUCAUCCCUGGGCGCAAGGGCAGGACUGCGGUGAGGAGUGCAGAGACAUCAAAACAGGAGACCUUCUGCAACAGAAGACACUCUCCAACCCAGUCAUCAUCCGCAGAAGGGGGCACCUGAGGGGCUGGGCGCCAGGUGGGCCAUCCUAGGUUAGGGAGUGAGAUCUGCCUCUACUGAGGAUUGGGCAGAGACCGUGGCCUCCCUCCUUCCCCAAAGCCCAGUCCCUCACAAGGGGUGCAAGGCUGAGGCUGCCCUGGGAACCGUAUCCCCCAGCGUGGGCAGCUGUGGGGGGAGGGGGAGGGGACAGAGUGGGGCAUCCCUGGCUUCUCCCUUGGGGUGAGGGCAGGUGUCUGUCCCAGCCCAGCUCAGGAGCAGCCCGGGAUCCCAUCUGCUCUCCCUGGUUUGCCGGUCUCCUUAGUGACAAAAGGUCUGAGGUGCAGGUUGGACUCUGCCCUGGGCUUGUCCUGUUCCUGUCACGAGCCCCCACUGGCUCUGCGCAGAAGCCUGCUAUCUGACCACGGGCGCUGUGGUCUGCGGCUCCCCAGGGGAGGGCCCUGCCCUACCAGGCAUGUUUGCUGGAGGUUGGGCUUGGAGUGUCCAGCCUGCAGCCUGCAGCCUGCAGCCAGCCAUUGGGGCCCUAAAGACACACAAAAAAAGGUCCUUAUGUGAAACCCAAGCAGACUGGAAGGAGUUGUUAGCCCUGGAGGUCAGGACCAGUCCAGCCGGACAGGGGAAGGAUGGGCAGGAGGGCUGGGAUUCUGGGAACACUGGCCAGAAAUGAACUUCCUGGGAAGAACCUUGGAUGGGCAGGAAGAUUCCAGAGCCACGUUAUGGUUGAAAAGACAGCAAGAGAC
Acinonyx jubatus (cheetah) is the source of this 9501-nucleotide messenger RNA. It is a transcript of the gene CE3H16orf96, whose product is annotated as chromosome E3 C16orf96 homolog. The transcript has 18 exons. NCBI's taxonomy places the organism in Eukaryota, Metazoa, Chordata, Mammalia, Carnivora, Felidae. Bases 610 to 3996 code for a protein of 1128 amino acids. The record is from RefSeq and is a predicted model, not a curated record.